CCGCCGCGCUGGUGCCGGUGCCGCUGCCGCCGCCGUUGCCGCCUCCCUGCCGGCAAGUGUGGGAAGGAGGAGCUGAGGGCCGCCGCCGCCGUUGCCGCCAUGGGGAGGAAGUCAAGCAAAGCGAAGGAGAAGAAGCAGAAGCGGUUGGAGGAACGAGCAGCCAUGGAUGCAGUCUGUGCCAAAGUGGACGCUGCCAACAGGCUUGGAGACCCUCUAGAGGCUUUCCCAGUGUUCAAGAAAUACGAUCGAAAUGGGUUAAACGUCUCCAUCGAGUGUAAGCGAGUGUCUGGACUGGAGCCAGCCACUGUGGCUUGGGCCUUCGACCUGACCAAAACCAACAUGCAGACCAUGUAUGAGCAAAGCGAAUGGGGCUGGAAGGACCGAGAGAAACGCGAGGAAAUGACGGAUGACCGAGCCUGGUACCUCAUUGCUUGGGAAAGCAGUUCGGUUCCUGUUGCCUUUUCUCACUUCCGGUUUGACGUGGAGUGCGGGGAUGAAGUCCUGUACUGCUAUGAAGUGCAGUUGGAAAGCAAGGUGCGGCGGAAAGGCCUGGGGAAGUUCCUCAUACAGAUCCUGCAGCUCAUGGCCAAUAGCACACAGAUGAAGAAAGUUAUGUUAACUGUAUUUAAGCACAAUCAUGGCGCCUACCAGUUCUUCAGAGAAGCGCUGCAAUUUGAAAUCGAUGACUCUUCCCCCAGCAUGUCUGGUUGCUGUGGAGAGGACUGCUCCUACGAGAUCCUGAGCCGGAGGACCAAGUUUGGGGACAGCCAGCACUCCCAUACGGGCGGGCACUGUGGCGGCUGCUGCCACUGAGCUCCCAAGCUAGAAUGCUCUCUCCAAGGCCUGUCCUCUCCCUGGGCUCAUGCUGCUGGCCAAGUGCCCUCAGAGCUGUGGCCUCCUCAGCCCUGCACAUGCCAGGCUGCAGCCUGAGGGCACAGAACCCUGGGGUGGAGUGGUCCGAGCUGCCCGUCCUCCGCUCCCCUAGAAGAACAGAGUGCCCUGAAGGAGCAGAAAGGAGAGGGUGCUGGGGGAAGAGCUGACGGAGGCCGGGCAUGACGUGGACCCUCUCACAGCGGCUGCCUUCUCGCUCGGCCCUUGUGCCCUUGAGCAUGAGGUUCCCCAGCUUCUCUGCAGAUGGAUUCCUGACAAGCCCCCCCUCCCCCUGCCACACACACACACUUGGACAAAUGGGGAGUUUUAUGCCCACCUUUAUAAAAGUCCCGGAGCCCUGGGUCAGGGUCUGGCUGGUCCCCAACGAGGAACGGACUGAGUGCAAGAUCUGAACGUAGCUAUAGGCUUCGCAGAGAGUCCUGUUUUGGAGCUGAAUGCUCUGAUGGAGACUGUGGGGAGGUCCUUUGUGCCACAACACUGGGAAGCAAGGGAGCUCUUUCUAGCUGUGCUUUUAUGGACCCACAGUUAGUGUGGAGGCAUCCCAGGGGACCGGCCCGAUAGGAGGAAGGCUCCAUCCCUCUCUGCCUCGCUGUUGAUAAGAGGAUGAGAGGACCCGGAACAAGGUGUGGAUGGGGGCGGGGGGGCAUCCCCCAGGAAGAGAGUUGGCUUCUCUGGGUUUUCGGACUUUGCUGCAUUCUAGAUGAACCUCUUGAUCUGGCAGCGACUCGAGCUCUCCCUUCAUAGAAACAAGCCAGAGGUCCUGCCAGUUCCUCUCCAUCGCCUCCCCACCACUUGUCCUCCCCCGGCUCACCUCACAGCUCACCUCACCCGAUACCUCUAUUCUUACUCUCAAGGGGGGAGGAUUACAUUAGGGAGCCCCCCAUCUUCCCCCAGAAGGACCCCUCGUUCCUGGCCUCUUCAGUGCUAUUGCCUCUCAUAUCUUGGUGCUGAUCGCUCUCUGAAGGUGGCGCUGCCCUCCCUUUGCAGAGAGCCCCCAGCCAGCAGCAGGCACCAACUGCCUGCACUCCCCAGCCUUGCCCCUUGCUGCCUCAGUGAGGCCUGGUGCCACUGCCCUGGUUGGCAGCUCAGGCUGCAGCAGGAAUGCCUCUCGGUGGCCAGAACCGCUGCUCUUCUCUCUCUCUCCAGCGUCACCCUGUGGCAGCGGACUGGAGCAGGGCCGGCGGCCUUCCUCUUCUCUCACAGGGUAGAGAGGCUGUAGGUCAGAGCUUACACUUGCCCUGAUCUCUGGGCUUGCACCCCUUCCAGGGAAGAAAAUGACCAAAUCCUUAUCCAGGAAAAAGCACCUGCCGCCUCCCCUUGGACAUCCGUGAGCUCUGCUUUAGGGAGUGUCGUAGAGGUUCUAGCCUUUGCGGAGUUGCUCUCUUGGAGGUCUGUUCUGAACUCAGAGUCCGCUCAGCCCCCACCCUCUGCCCUGACUCAGGUGGUCUGUGCUGACGGGUCUCCCCAGAGCUGAUCUCGCUUCCCCACUUUCCUGCUCCUGCAAGGGGGGGGGGGGGAGCUGUGCACACGGCCUCCUCCACCCAGCCCCGCCCUCAGAGUGCUCUGUGUUGCUCUUGACCCCGCCGCAGGCAGCGGAUGUGGCCCUCCCUUGGGGGAGGGCCUUGCUGCUUUACACUGGAAUAAGCCCAUCUCUGUCCCUACCUUCCGGCUACCAGGGCAUUCUAUGUGGGGGGAGGGGCGGGGAGAAUUUUAAAUUGCUGGGAGGAGAGCGUUGGCGGGCUCCUUCCGAGAAUCAUGGAAUGACAGAAGCAUGUUUAGGAAUUCUUUUCUCUGAUUCCUGUCUGUCGAUGCAGAACAGAUAUUUAUUGUCUUAGAUCAUGGAUUUCUGAUACCUCCUACUCAAGGGGAUCAAAAGGAACCCCACUGUAAAUUCCUCAUAAGGUGAGUUCAGUGUAUGUUGUCUCUCUCCACUCGUUGGACACCUGCCACUGAGCCCAUUGGUAGAUGGGGUGCUUGGUACCUGCUCCUGCAGUCUCUGCUGGCCGUUUCCCACAGGGUGGCUCAGGGCGCCAGCGCUGGGGCAGGAGACCAGCGGCUCCCUCCGCUGUGGUGUUGAGCCCGUUCACUUCUCAAACAUCAGUCUUUCUCCACUUCCCCAGGUCUUGGUUUUGAGAAACAGAGCAGGCUUUUUGUUCCCCGGCUUUUUUGUGUGUUUUGUUUGGGGCAUGUUAAAAUAUUUUUUAAGAUUUUUUUUUUUUUUAAGUUGUAUCCACUCUAUUUCAGGUUAUUUUUUGUUGAUGUCAAAUGUGUAUAUGACAUGUGUAUGGUUCUUUUUAACCCUUUCUGGUUUUUUUAAGAGGAAACUGAAGAUAAACUUCUUGAUAUUUUUUUUUUCUUUAGCAACUUGUUAUCACUGGAAUCAAAGGGAAAAGUGAUCUCUUUUUGCAUUGGUUGUAUUUGUAUGUCACAAAUAAAAGACACUUUGUUCAGCUGC
This is a messenger RNA of Leptonychotes weddellii (Weddell seal), 3346 nucleotides long. RefSeq names its product N-alpha-acetyltransferase 40, NatD catalytic subunit (gene NAA40). Gene Ontology annotation, molecular function: histone H4 acetyltransferase activity; histone H2A acetyltransferase activity; protein N-terminal-serine acetyltransferase activity. Lineage: Eukaryota; Metazoa; Chordata; Mammalia; Carnivora; Phocidae. Gene Ontology annotation, cellular component: nucleus. The record is from RefSeq and is a predicted model, not a curated record.